AUGGACCGCUAUGAUGUUGCUGUCAAACAGCUAUAUGUCAUCUCGAUAGCCUGCCUCCUCCUUGCAAGUGAGUAAGCUUGCCUGUUAAUGCAUACAUGCUGUUGCGGUUAUUACUUGUCCGUAGGGGAACAAGUAAGCUGUUUAUUGGUUAAAUGCCCUGAGCUGAUGAAAACAUUUUUAUUUCAAUUUAUUAAACAAAAUAUUUUUAGGUUGUUUAUUUUGAGCAGGUAUCAUCUAAAGCAUUUUUGAAACCAUGGAACAGGAAAAGACUAUUGGUCCUGCCCAGAGAGUAUGAUAUUUAUUGCUGUUCCACCAGGCCUUUGGUCAGGGCGCAGCCUGACCCCCUCCUCUGGCAAUCUGCACAGAAUUUUGCUUAAUGGUUGCCAUCAAUUUGAUUUUAAUUAAUUUUAUAAUGAAUGUUUUUAGAAUGUUGGAUUAUUUUGAUUGUUGUUAGCCGCCCUGAGCCCAGCUUCGGCUGGGGAGGGCGGGAUAUAAAUAAAAAUUUAUUAUUAUUAUUAUUAAAUAGUUGACUAUUGCUCUUUGCAGUUUCUGUUGCUUUUAGAACAGAGUAUCAACAACUUUGCCUAGAAUUUCCUGCAGCGAUGUACUUUUUUUUUGCUCGUAUGGGGAGGAGCCUUAAGUUUCAAGCUGUGCUUAAGAGAAAAGGGAUUCUCAGCUGUUACAGAGAGUAACAGGUUCAUUUUUAUGCCUUUUAAAUGAGGCCGUGGGUGAUGCUUUUCCUUCAGAUCACCCCUUGCAUUACUGUAUUAUUCAGAGCCUGUGGGGCCCAUCACACUGACAUUUAAAUAUUACUCGAUAAUUGUGGACUGAGCCCAUGGAAAGGGGUUCCUGUUACAUUUAGAGGGCACCUUUGACCCCUGCCAUAUUAUAUUCAUGGAGAGCAGAUACUGUGCCAGUUCAUUCUCAAACUGCAGCCCUUUCUAUGUACUUACCUAGUGAUCCAUCCUGAGCUAUAUCCUCCUAGAAUCCCUUUCGUUUUGGGCCACUUUAGAAAAACAUAGUUGUCAGCCUUGCACAGAGACACGUGUCCUAAUAACCCAAAGCUUUGUACAAGGGAGAAAGUGCAGGUGGGUAACUUCGGAACCAACCCUUAGAGUAGCCUUCCACCAUGUGGUGCCCUGUGCAUGGUCCUCUCUGACCACUGGCCAUGCUAGUUGAGGCUGAUGGUGAGUUGGUGUCCAAUUUCGACAGAGGGUCCAAGAGCAAGUUAGAGAAGGCUUGUUUAGAGCCUCUCAAGUCUCUUUUUAAAGACUACAGCCGGCAAAAAGAAUAAUUGCAGGUGGAUUAACCAGGCCAAGAUAGACAGGAUCUACUUUUUGCCAACCUCAUGCUUGUAUAGCUUGUCCUGUUAGCAUGUUGUAUAUAUUCCUGUCCAAAGCUGCUAUACUGACAUAAUAUUUUGUCUGUUUAAGGAUAAUAAUAAUUGUUCCCCGGCCACAGCCGGGCUCAGGGCGGCUAACAUCAUAAAACUAACAUAGUAUACAAAGAACAUAAGAACAUAAAACAGGCAAUCAAUUAAUUAAAAUACAUCUUAAAAUUAGUUCAGAACAAAUUAAAAUCUGGACAGAUGGCAGUCGACAGGUAAAAUUGAGAGUGGUUGAUAUUCUCCAGGGCCAAAUGUUACCACUAGUCUUAUAAAGGACCUGUGAGCAGGCUAGGAGGCCUCUUUAAUGCUUAUUCUUAUACAGAAAGAAAAGAAUCACACUGAACCACGACAAAAGGCCUGGUGGAACAGCUCCGUCUUGCAGGCCCUGCGGAAAGAUGUCAAAUCCCGCAUGGUCCGGGUCUCUUGUGAGAGAGUGUUACACCAGGCCGGGGCCACAGCUAAAAAGGCCCUGGCUCUGGUCGAGGCCAGUCUAAUCUCCCUGGGGCCUGGGAUCUUCAGAGUGUUAUUAUUUGCAGACCUUAAGGUCCUCCGUGGGGCAUACCAGGAGAGGGGGUCCCAUAGGUACGAGGGUCCUAGGCCGUAUAGCGAUGAGCAUUGUGUUACAGUAGUUGUUUUUUUGUUUGGUUUUCUUAAAAGGCCAGUCCUUGAUGAGGGUGGCCGCAGUGUUUUCAGAAGCAUCUAGAUUCCAAGGGAGCAAUCUAGAAAGGAGAUAAGGAAGUGGUUGUAAAACUACAAAAGCAGCAGAAGCUGUUCAGUGUCUUAUGGCUGCUACCCUUCCUCAGUCCAUUGUCUGGCCUUUGUAUUCCACUCUGGCAAAAAGGCGGGGCAGGAGAGAAAACUUUUCUACUGCAUAUUAUCUUAAAUCCUGCUAGGCUGGAAAAAUAUUGAUGGCAAAUAAAAGAAACUUGUCAAACUGGAGGAAAAAGGAUUCUUGGAAUUUGUUAAAGUAGAGACUGGACUGGGUUCUUCCAAGGCCUAUAAAUUUAAAUAUUGAGCAGUGCCUGUUGGAAGGGUUGGCAUAGUUGUUUAAAUCGCACUUUCCUAUUAGUAAUAGUUGACAUAAAAUAAAAGUGUAUAAUCAGAUAACCGGAUUGAACAUAAUGUGUAUUUUCCUCCUUUUUCUUUGACGUGUGGGCCAGCAUUUUUCCAUAUGUUCUGGUCUUGGUUAUGUACUGUAUUGCAUCUUUAUGUAAAAUAAUACAUUGCUUUCACACAUUGUGAGAUGCUCUAGUUUUCUUCCAUGUUGUCUCAUCAGUGAAAGUGGACUGCAUGCUUUUCCAAAGCUCCCAUAAUUUUAUACUCUGUACUAUUUGUGUUUGACUAGAGCAGACAUAGGCAAACUCGGCCCUCCAGAUGUUUUGGGACUACAACUCCCAUCAUCCCUAGCUAACAGGACCAGUGGUCAGGGAUUAUGGGAGUUGUAGUCCCAAAACAUCUGGAGGGCCGAGUUUGCCUAUGCCUGGACUAGAGUUUAUCUCAUGCAGUGGCAACGUCUGGCUGAUGAAUCUCUGAAUUCUGGGUUUUUCAGCAUUGGCUUCUAGCUGAGUUCAGGAGAAUCUAGACGGAGAGAAUACUUUGAACUCAAGUGGCUUGUUCUUUCUUUUCAAUAGGCAAGUUUGAAGAGAAGGAGGACAAGGUGCCCAAACUGGACCAGCUGAACAGCUUUGCUUACAUGUGUAGCCUUAACCUGGCGCUAACCAAGAAAGACCUGCUGAAGAUGGAACUUCUGCUCCUGGAAACUUUUAACUGGAAUCUCUGUCUGCCAACCCCGGCGCAUUACAUCGAUUACUACCUCUUUGCCUCUGUUAGUGAGAGCGAUCUGCACAAUGGCUGGCCUAUCACAUCCGUGACCAAAGUCAGAGCUUUCAUGGAGAAAUAUUCUCACUAUUUCCUAGAAGUCUCGCUGCAAGGUAAUUUCUUGGUCCAGAGGCCCAAGGCACAUGUCUGCCUUGCAGUAGCCUUUAUCAGGAUUAUAGCAGUCCUUGCAUGUGGGGAAACACUGCGUUUAAUGCAAAUGCCACCAAAAUAUUUGUCUCACCUUAGAAAAGGCAUGAAAACAAAGCUCAGGCUUUGGCAAAGGGAAUUCUUGCUCUUUGAGGCCUUGUUUUGGGGUUAGGCAUACUCUGGACCAAGCUAACCCACAACUUGUUUUAAUAUAUGGGGGCAGCGUAGAGGCUGCCACAAGUAGAAUUCCACUCUCAGGAUUCUCCUGUUGAAGGAAAGGUGGAAAUGUGAUUUUCAUCCAUUUUCCCUUUACACUGCAGCUCCAUAGGAGUUGGUUGUUGUCUUUUUGUGGAAGAAGUGUGAUUUCAACCCUAUGUUUGCCACUGCUUACCUCAGAGCAAAGAAGCCAACCUUUGCUUCUAGAACUUGGGAUGGUAAGCUUUUGCCACCCCACAAGGAAGAAGCAAGUUUGAGAACCUGUAAAAGCCACAUUUCCUCAAUUUUGCCCCUAAGCCAUUGCAAAAUAUAAAAACGAAAUAUGCCAUAUUUGGAUCUUAAAGCCAGGCAAUACUUGGCAUGUAGUACUGCAUGUUUGUCUGGAAGUAAAGCCCACGGAGUUUAAUGGCGUUUUCUUUCCAGUAUGAUUGCAGUCUUAAACGGUCUAUAAAAUCUGAGAUCAGAUGGCAACGAUCUGUCAGAUGCUGGCUUAAGAGCGCCCAUCGAAGCCUGAGUUAUUGCCCAUAAUAAAAGUUGCACUGCGCACACAAAGAGACUACAGUAGAUUUAGUGGCGUUGCUUGCAAUAAGUGCUGACCUAAGUUGACUUGCUCUCUCUUGAGCCAAAGCUGUCAUUGUGGUGUCUUAGUCUCCAGCCAGAAUACAUCACAUGAGCCUGCUGCCAGACUUAUUGGAAGAAGUUGACAAAGUCUUGCCAUUGAUGGAUGGAGGUGCUUGGGCCUAAUUUUGAAAUUCCUUUUCUUCCAGAUCAUGUUUUUCUCUCGUUUCGGCCUUCUCUGGUUGCUGCUGCUUGCGUGGGAGCCUCGCGCAUCUGUCUUGAGGUUUCUCCUUCUUGGACCGCACAGCUCCAGCUGUUAACUUGUUAUUCCUGGGAGCAUCUUGCUCCAUGUAUCGAACUCAUGCUUAUGUAAGUUUUGAAUAAAAACAGCCACCUGAUGAACAUUGUUUUAUUUAUGUGUUAGUUUUUUCAGGCUACUAAUAUGUCAAAUUAUCUAUGCGGACAGAAUUUCAAACAUUAACAUCUACCUGGUGUGACUCUUGACACCAUGUUGAUUGCAAACAUGUAGCGUCCCCAGUGCCCUGGCUAUUUACACUUGACAUAGCUGCCUGCCGUAUUAAUACAAUACUCAUGCAAAGAUCCGAAAAGCCUCAGUGGUAGAGCUGGUAUGCCCACUGGGAAACCUUGUUCCCUUUCUGUACAGAUGAGCGCAGUUAUUUAUGACAUGGCUAAAUUUAGUGGCCCAUUCCUUUUCUUUAAAAGCUCUGGUACACACAUCCAGACCCUGGUCUACUAAUUUCUCAUUGCUGGUCUAGGACAUAAGAUGGCAAAUGGUAUUUUGGUGUCUGUAACUUUAUUGUAAAUACUAUAAUUUUCAGUGCGGCUUUUGGAAACAUGAUUCUAAUGCCUGCCAAAUGGCCUGGAGCAUUCCCAGACAUAGGUGUAGAGCAGUGUUUCCCAAACCUGGGUCUCCAGCUGUUUUUGAACUACAGUUUUUGAACUACAACUCCCAUCAUUCCUGACAACUGGUCCUGCUAGCUAGGGAUGAUGGGAGUUGUAGUCCCCAAAAAACCCCAGCGAUUCCUAGUUACUUACCUGUCACAUUUUAUUUUUCUGUUUCAAAACCCUGGCCUUUAAGCUUGUGUGUGAUUUUAUUUUUAUCUAACAGAGCUCAUGAUAAGGACAUCAAAGAAGCCAACAAGGAAAAGGAUCGUGUGAAGCUGUUGCAGCAGCAGCAGCAAGUUGUGGAAAGCCUCAGCCUUCAAACCCCGACUCAAGUUCUCUUCCAGCAAUCGCGUUACCAUCCCCUGGCUCAGCAUUCGGCUGUCGUUCCGCAGUUCCACUCCCCAAUACAGGAUCUGUGCUCAGCUUACCGGGACUCUUUACAAGCUCCUCGACUGAGUGGCCUUGCCUCGGGCCACCAUAGCGACUCCCUGCAUUCCUACUCCACCCUGCAGGCCAGCUUUCAGCCUGUUUUGCAAACAGUGUCCAUUCAAGGGCCUAUCACCAUGCAGGUAGCCAUUUCAACGGAGCCUAGGCACUGCCUCGCUCUGACCUAUGGCAGUAGCUAUUUUAGCGGGCAUCCUUCUUACACAACAGGUUGUUUUGAUGGAUGA
Messenger RNA from Podarcis lilfordi (Lilford's wall lizard), 5703 nucleotides. Lineage: Eukaryota; Metazoa; Chordata; Lepidosauria; Squamata; Lacertidae. The record is from the annotation of a GenBank genome assembly.